GAUGUCGCAGGGGACGACUCCCUGGGGGCCGACCCCAGCAGGGCCGACCCCGGUGGGAACCACGCCCGAAUCGGAGAGAGACACUGAAUUCCAAGAGCAUGAAAAGAUUCUGUCUCCGGAUUUUCUUUCAGUUGCCCAAAUCACUGAUUUGUUAAUGGAGGACGUCGAUGGAGUUCAAGAAAAACUGGGAACAUUUUUGAAUUUCAAAAACCUUGGAACUUGUUUAAAGGAUGCCAUUCUACUAGAUUAUUAUGUAUCUGGAUUUUUGUGGGCUAGAGGAAUGGAUUUUUCUAUUAUUCAAUAUUCAAAAUUUAUGACUUUACUAGCUAUGUUACUUCAAAAUCUUAAAACACUACAUAUGUCCUUAGAGGAAAGCAUUAAAUGGCUUGGAGAAGUUAUGGCUGAAAUAGGACCAACACAUUCGCAAAAAAGUGAGGACUGGAAUAUCUUUGAAGUAAAACAAGCCAAUGCUAUCAUUGAUUACUUAAAAAUCAGCUUAUUUCAACACUACAAGCUAUAUGAGUUUAUGUUCUACUCUGCCAGGGAAGAAAUUGUGAUAGGAACUGAGUCUUUUCUAGGAUGUCCAGACAUACUUGCCUAAAGUAAACUGUAUCAGGUUCAGCAACCCACAUUUGAAAGUGGGCAUUUUCAAAUCAAAAUGUUUUCAAAGGAAAAUAACCUGGAUUUUCCAAGACUAGAGGCCUCUGAAAAAGAAAAGAUUCAGAGUGGAUAUAACUGUCUUCAAAUCUAAAGGACUAGCAAGAUAAAGAAGAGAUUUGUCUUGUCUGCAUAACUCCCAGAUGGCAAACCAAAGAACGUUGGAUCUUCUAGGAAGGAUUUUUACUAAAUAAAUGCAAUCACUUUCUAAAUAUAGAAGUAGCUAGAAAUGGAAGGGAUGAGAUGUGGGAGGGCAGAGGCUCAGGCCUUCCUCAGUUUUAUACUACCAACUCUCAGCACAGGUCCUGGCAGACAGGCAGCACUUUAAGUUUUAUGGAAUGAAUUGAGAGGUAAUAGGUUACAUCUUCAUUGAAUAUAUUUCAAGUUUAGCAAUAUGGCUUUUGUUGAAUGAUAUUUUCUGAAGUUGUUUAAAGCACUAGAAGGGAAAUUAAACUAGAUGAUCUAUGAGUAUGUGACCAUCAAACCCAGAUUUUUCUAGGAUUUUUUAGGACUUUCAAUUUAAACUAUUUUGUCCUAUUCUUCACAUGGGUAUACUUCCAAAUGUUCUUCUCAUUAGUAAAGUCCAAAAUUUAUGAUCAGCCAGUCUUACUCUGGGUACCAAUUACUAAUAGAAUGGCAAAGUGGAUUCCUUUCUAUGGGCUGGAAAUCGUGUAGGAUUGCUUACAGUUGGAGUGGAUAAAUGCAGUUGUUUAUAACUAAAAGUCAUUUACCAUAAAUAUAUAGCUGGCUCUAUCUUGUGAAUGCAGACUUACAUGUUAAUAAAUAUAAUCAAUGUAAGUCAACCAAGACUCUAGGGUUAUAUAUUUUUAUUGAUCACUUUUUUUAAAAAAGAAGAUUCUGAUCACAGUUCUAUAGUAUUGGGCCACAUACCAAUGUUUUCAUAGUGUUCAAGUUGGCUUAUGAGGCCACUCUUUAGGCUUGGUGAGUGUUUGACAGAUGGCUGAGAAUAUACAAGCAGAUAUGCAUUGUGCAUGAAAGCACACAAGUGAAGAGUCAAUUAAGAAAGAAUAAACAUGCUUAGAAAGAGGCCACCUGAUUGGUAUUCUGACUACAGAAUUGAGAAACUUUCUAUGCAAAUUAUGCAGCUGCAUCAGCACCACUGACAUUAUAGGAGUGAAGAGGAGAAAAAAAAAUAACAGGAAAAAAAAACAACAACAAAGUUCUCUGUGGCAAAAUAGUUCUGUGCUUGAUCAAGGAAACAAUAUAAGGGGAGAUGUGGUAGAGGGAAGUUGCUUUUUCUUCUAUUUGCCUGAACCACUAGUGACCACAGCAGAAGUGGCAAGUUUAACUGAUGAAUAUGGAGUUUCAUAGCUCCCAGAGCACUGACUUUGGACUAAGAAGAAUUUAGAUGGGAGACGCAACCUACUUUCCCUUAUUUCAAGAUUUGUGUGCCUGGUACAUACAGUAUCGUGUAAAUGUAGAAAAACUUGUGAGGAGACACACACACACACACACACGCACACUCUAAACAGCGGGAGCACCAAAGAGGUAGAUCAUCCAUUAUUCAAGGAAUUUUUUUCGUCCCUAUUCAAUACACAGUAACUUAAAUAAUGAGGGACUUUCAUAUAAAAAAUAAAGUAUUUUA
Symphalangus syndactylus (siamang) is the source of this 2263-nucleotide messenger RNA. RefSeq names its product ciliary associated calcium binding coiled-coil 1 (gene CABCOCO1). NCBI's taxonomy places the organism in Eukaryota, Metazoa, Chordata, Mammalia, Primates, Hylobatidae. The record is from RefSeq and is a predicted model, not a curated record.